AUUUAUCGGGGAUUAUAAUUUGGCGACUUUAGAUUGGAACAUUGCAAAUGUGAAAUUGCAUUAUUAAGAUUAUAGCAACCCUGGAAAAUCAAAACUGAAUUGAAAUAUUUUUUUAAAAAUAGAUAAGAAGUAUUCUAUCUCUCAGUGGGUAAAUCGUAUUCACUUCUAGAAAUGCUAGUAAAAAAAUGUUAAAUCUGCGUUUAUUACUUCAAGUUUUUUUAGAUUAUAUAUUUAAAAAUUGAGAAGAUUGAAAUUAAUGGAUUUAACAAGUUCCAAUGAUUUAAAAUCGCUCCAACCCAUUGUAGAAGACGAGGAGAGUGAGGAUGAAGAACAGACAGGAGAUACAAAGGCAAGAAUCGAUGAUUUCCUGGAGAGAGCAGGUCAACAGAAGCAAAUGAUAGAAGCCAGGAUCGAAAAGAACGUCUCUGAUUUGAACAAUAAAAGAGCUAACGAUGAAACACUCUUCGCAGAAUUCUCAGCGAGUGUUCAACAACAGGUGCAGUAUUCACUGAAAGCCUUGGAUGAAUGUUUGAACAGAGCACAUUCUCGACGUGAAGCUAUGUUGCAGUCUAAAUACAUGGAAGUAAAAAAAGUUCUCCUUGAUGUGUGGAACUUGAAACAAAUUAUCUAAUUUUAUAACAUACAAAGUGUUUGAAUAUCAUAAUGCGAGUCUAAUAAAGGUGUUAAUGGUGAUAUUUUUAA
This is a messenger RNA of Parasteatoda tepidariorum (common house spider), 702 nucleotides long. The record is from RefSeq and is a predicted model, not a curated record. NCBI's taxonomy places the organism in Eukaryota, Metazoa, Arthropoda, Arachnida, Araneae, Theridiidae.